Molecule: messenger RNA, 1605 nt
Organism: Lolium perenne
Lineage: Eukaryota; Viridiplantae; Streptophyta; Magnoliopsida; Poales; Poaceae
Source: RefSeq, a predicted model, not a curated record
AUGGAUCUUUCUAGAAUCAACCGUGCCUUCCUCGUCCUCCUCCCCAAAGUUGAGGGGGCCAACCACCCCUCCCAGUUUUGCCCCAUCUCGCUUCAGAACUGUAUUAUGAAGGGCAUCACUAAGGCUCUCACUACGAGGCUUCAGUCGGCGGUCCAAUCUCUCGUCGACGCGGACCAAACUGGUUUCCUGUCGGGGCGUCGCAUCUCAGAAAAUAUUGUUUACGCGGCGGAUCCUCUUCGCUGCUGCCACAACCGUAAAGAGCCCACUCUGGUUUUUAAAAUCGAUUUCCGUAAGGCCUUCGACUCGGUCAACUGGGACAGCCUCCUCAUCAUUCUGCGUGCUCGUGGUUUCGAUGAGCGCUGGUGCCUCUGGAUGGAAAAGAUCCUCCGCACGGGCCUUACGGCUGUCCUGUUAAAUGGGGUCCCCGGGGACUGGAUCCCCUGCCGCAAUGGGCUGCGCCAACGCGACCCCCUCUCUCCGUACCUCUUUAUCAUCGUUGCCGACGUCCUCCCGAGGCUUAUCCACUUGGCCUGGUCUGAAGGUGACCUCGCCCACCCCCUCUCCCCCGACACACCGUGCCCCGUCCUCCAAUAUGCUGAUGAUACUCUCAUCCUCUGCAAGGCUACCCCCGCUGCGGCCGCCACCCUCAAACGCGUCAUGGACGACUUUGCCUCUGCCACGGGCCUCGCCAUCAACUUCGACAAAUCCUGCUUCAUCCCCAUGUUCGUUUCUUCGGAGGAUGCGGCUAACAUGGCUGCAACCCUUGGGUGCCCCAUCUCGACUUUCCCCCAGCCGUACCUCGGGCUCCCCUUGGACGGCCGCGCCUCGUCCUUUUGGCUGGGCAAAUGGACGCCGGGUCCUACCCUGGCUACCCGCUUCCCCGCCAUCUUCUCCCACCGUACCCGCCAUCAUGCCACGGUGGCCGCGGUGGUUGAGGGCGGGAUCGACCUCCAGCCCCGCCUCUCCACCGCCGCAGCUAGCGAGCACCUGGAGGUCCAGCGUCUGGUCGCCGAUAUCUCCCUCCAGGCCGGCGCCGACAGACGCGUCAUCGACACCGAGCGGGGAGCCAGUUUUCGUUCCCGGGAGGCUUACCGUAUGAUGUCGCCUCUGCGCCCCCCUGAUGCCUCCUCUGGUGUGGCUUGGUCCCUCCGACUCCCCUCCAAGCUGAAGAUCUUCUCCUACCUCGCCGACAUCGACCGCCUGAGCACGCGGGCGAACCUCUUCCGCAAGAGCUGCGCCCCCUCUGAGACUUGUGCUGCUUGCGACUCCGUGGAGACUAGUCGCCAUCUCUUCUUCGAGUGUGCCACUGCCAGCCACGUGUGGGCUCGCCUUGACGUCCACGUCCCUGCUGGGUGGUUCUCCAUUUGGGACCUCCCUGCCCCCCUUGAGGUUGCCCCGUCUACUUGGCGCUUCGGCGUCACGGCCGUCAUGUGGUCCAUUUGGAAGACCCGCAACGACCUUGUGUUCAACGGCAACACCACCUCCCCCAGUUUCACCAUCAGACGCGCAUGUGACGAUAUUGCGCUUUGGAGAUGGCGUGUCCCGUACCCCGACAGGACCGACGUCGAUCUCCUUCGUUCUUACAUGAUUUCGAGAUGUGCUUGA